Phycodurus eques (leafy seadragon) is the source of this 2972-nucleotide messenger RNA. It is a transcript of the gene aurka, whose product is annotated as aurora kinase A. The record is from RefSeq and is a predicted model, not a curated record. The transcript is spliced from 15 exons. The coding region runs from base 1309 to 2646 and encodes 445 amino acids. Gene Ontology annotation, cellular component: spindle midzone; chromosome passenger complex; spindle microtubule. Gene Ontology annotation, molecular function: ATP binding; protein kinase activity. NCBI's taxonomy places the organism in Eukaryota, Metazoa, Chordata, Actinopteri, Syngnathiformes, Syngnathidae. Gene Ontology annotation, biological process: mitotic spindle organization; protein phosphorylation; regulation of cytokinesis.
GUAAAUAAAUCGUAGUUUACAGGCAGAAGUGCAGGUCAAGAUGACCUCAUAAAAGUGGUUUCACCGAUGAUUAAUGUAUAUGAGGAAUUGUUCUGAGGAAUUCUCCGCUUGAGGCAUUUUUCUGGUAGUUUUCCAAGAGCUCUAAAAGGGCUUGUUAUUGAAUCUUGUCCCGGCAGGCUUCACAAUAUGAGCUGUCACAUUUUCCCCAUGUUCAGAAUACAUGAGAGCAGAUUCUAGGAACAUCGAAGAUUAUCCGACUGGAAGAUCUAACAAAGGAGCGGGACAAGAUUUACACAGUAGACCGGGCGCUUACCAAGAAGCUUCGAAGGAAAAUGGUGCCGUUGGUGGAGCGCCCGGUACGCAACAAUAACCUUAUUAGUGCUGUUCCGAGGAGUUUUAUGACCUCACCAAAGCAAAAGUGAUACAAGCCGUCCUGCACGGCCUCGCCGGGGCCCUUAAUGAGGCGCUUGUGACCCCUCUUGCCCGCGGGGCCGCGCGGCUUGGCGAAGGCCUGCCUGAAUGCGUGCUGUUUUGGAUGGACCUCUUCAUACAGAAACUCCUCUGUCAGCUCGUCUCCGUCAUCGAUUUCCAACUGAAAAGAGAGAGAAAAAAUAUAAUGCAUUUGCCACGCUGCAGCUUCUUUUUGAGUCGACUCUUGCAGCUGGAGUAAAGCAUUCGCUCCUUGAUGCUGCAGCUGUAUCCAGGCAUGGAGUAGAUGAACACUACAAACACAAUGAUAGACGUUAAAUUGACGGAAGCGCUCAAACCACCACUUUAGUGGAACGACAUUAUCAGUUGGUGGCAGUUAUGUGCCAUUAAACUGGUUUGCCAACUGCCAACAGACACUACAGAAGAACAAGAAAGGAUACAAUACAUGAGGAAUGCAGCACGGCACCUUUGAACGCAUCUAAGAUGCGGAGAGCGCCGCCAUUGGUGGACAGGAGGAUGAGUUUGCCGUCGUUGCUGAACUUGAGUCCCGUCCACUCGCACGUCCUGUCGUACUGCAGCUUGAAGGUUGCGAAGGGUCCCUGCGGACCGAGGGGGGUGACGAACGUGACGCUGCUCGACAUCGCAUUGUCAUGCCGCGCUCACCUUGUCGAAAGAGCGCAGAUCAUAAAGCUUCACCAUUUCUGAGUUGAUGCCAGCUGCGAAAAUUAGACCCUCGGGAUCGAAUGAGCACACCGGCUUCCCCUGGAGGUGCAUGAGGCCCUGCAUGUGACAACAGCAAGGUUAACGUCGCCUGCCCACCAUCGAGCUUUUUCUGGAGUGGUUCCUUGGCGUCGCAGUGUACUAUAAUACACUUGGACUAUGGAGGUUGCUGCCAGGCUCAAAACACUAAACGACCCGAAGGCUCAGAGGCCUGACGUGAAGCUAACUGAAGAUGGACCGAUGCGUCUCCCCAUGUCCCACCAGUCGCAUACGGCUUCUAAGCAUUUAGUCGCACCGUCCCAGCAACCGCAACGUGUUCUGUCAGUGUCCAAUGGACCUCAGCGCUUUGUGCAGCCGUUAAAACACAUCAAGUCCGCACCUCACCUCCUCAAUGCCGCAAAAUCCGCUCAACCAGUCGAUCAGAAUGUCAAACCGGCGACCACGAAUGUAAAUACGCAAUCCAAACCUGCUGUCCAGCGAAGCCAACCCAAGAUGAAUGAGCCCAAGGUGAACCUGGGGAUGGCAAAACCUGCUGCAGGAACCACUAAACCAGCAAUGGCCAUAUCAGCAAAACUUGCAACAGGAACUGUGAAACCUGAGAUGCCACAGAACAAGCCGGCCAAGAAAGAUUCUGUAGACUCAACGUCAUCAAAGAGCAGGAAGCGGUGGAGCCUGGAGAGCUUUGAAAUUGGCCGUCCGCUCGGAAAAGGCAAGUUUGGCAACGUCUACCUAGCCAGAGAACGAGAGACCAAAUUCAUCCUGGCCUUGAAGGUGCUUUUCAAAAAGCAGCUGGAGAAGGCGGGUGUGGAGCACCAGCUGAGGAGAGAGGUGGAGAUCCAGUCUCACCUCAGGCACCCCAACAUCCUGCGACUUUACGGGUAUUUCCACGACGAAUCACGAGUGUAUCUCAUUCUUGAGUACGCGCCCAAGGGCGAGCUCUUCGGUGAGCUGCAGCGCUGUAGAUUUUUCGCUGAAGAUCGCAGUGCCACCUACAUCAUGGAGCUGGCGGACGCCCUGGACUACUGCCACUCGAGGAAAGUGAUCCACAGGGACAUUAAGCCCGAGAACCUCCUGCUGGGCGCCAACGGGGAACUAAAGAUCGCUGACUUCGGUUGGUCCGUUCACACGCCCUCGUCCAGGAGGUCUACUUUAUGCGGAACACUGGACUAUUUGCCCCCCGAAAUGAUCGAAGGGAAGACCCACGACGAAAAGGUGGACCUGUGGAGUCUCGGCGUGCUUUGCUACGAGUUCCUGCUCGGAAAACCUCCGUUUGAAACCAAAUCUCAUGAGGACACGUAUCGCAGGAUAUCCAGGGUGGAGUACUCGUACCCCUCGCAGUCCAGCGUCAGCGUGCUGGCCAAGGAUUUGAUUUCGCUCCUGCUGAAGCACAACCCCGUGCACAGACUGCCCAUACGAGGGGUUCUCGCUCACCCCUGGGUGGUCCAAAACUCCACCAAGAAGCCCACCACCCACGCCGCGGAAGAACCCGGCAACUGAUGCAAAUCAUUUCAUGUUGACGUAAUUGUGUACAGGCAACUUGAGCCACUCUUAUCCUUUCCUCCGGUUUCCCUACCUGUAAAUAUUUCACUGGUUUAUCUUCUAAUAUGUAAGAAAUGUAUUGGCUUUUAUUGAGAUGUCGUUACUUGAAAUAAAAUGAAUAAUGUUCGUGCACUUUCCCCACCACCCAGUUUUUUUUGCUGGGAGUGCUGUUUCGUCUUUGGACAGUAGGGGCCGCCAGUGCACCAUUAUUAGUAAUGCGGGUUGGGACGUUUCCCGGCUGUCUUUGUGCCCUGAUUGCGUUGGAAGCUCCCAAUAAAAAUCCU